Molecule: messenger RNA, 623 nt
Organism: Ficedula albicollis (Collared flycatcher)
Lineage: Eukaryota; Metazoa; Chordata; Aves; Passeriformes; Muscicapidae
Product: carnitine O-acetyltransferase-like
Exons: 3
Coding region: 153-590 (145 amino acids)
Biological process (GO): carnitine metabolic process, CoA-linked
Cellular component (GO): peroxisome
Molecular function (GO): carnitine O-acetyltransferase activity
Source: RefSeq, a predicted model, not a curated record
ACCUGAGCUCACCUGUCCCCCAUAGAUGAGUCUGUACAGGUGCACAGAACACACCUGAGCUCACCUGUCCCCCAUAGAUGAGUCUGUACAGGUGCACAGAACACACCUGAGCUCACCUGUCCCCCAUAGAUGAUGGGGACACACAGGCGUAGAUGACACACCUGAGCUCAGGUGAGGCUGCACAGGUGCACAGGACACACCUGAGCUCACCUGUCCCCCGCAGGGCCCACGGCUCCCUCUGCGCCACCUGCGAGCCGCUCUCCCUGCGCCAGGUGUUACCUGGCUGCACCGACCUGCUGCGCCCACCUGGGCCGCCCUGCCUGGCGCUGGCCCGCGCCCUGGACGACCCCGACGCGCAGCCCGAGCUGCUGCUGGCGCUGCUGCGUGAGGCCGUGGAGGCGCAGGAGAGGCGCACCCAGGAGGUGCUGUCGGGGCGGGGCCCGGAGCGACACCUGCAGCGGCUGCGCGAGGCCGCGCUCCAGGCCGGGGAACCCCUGCCCGAAAUCUUCCUGGACCCCGGCUACGCCCAGGCCACGCACUUCCGGCUCUGCACCCUGCAGGUAACCCCCGACCCACCUGGGGGACCCUGAACCUCACCUGGGGAGCCCAAAAACACACCUGGG